Molecule: messenger RNA, 1979 nt
Organism: Solanum stenotomum
Lineage: Eukaryota; Viridiplantae; Streptophyta; Magnoliopsida; Solanales; Solanaceae
Exons: 12
Coding region: 301-1797 (498 amino acids)
Biological process (GO): intracellular signal transduction; peptidyl-serine phosphorylation
Molecular function (GO): protein serine/threonine kinase activity; ATP binding
Source: RefSeq, a predicted model, not a curated record
CCAAAACUGUCAAGAUUUUGCAGGCCUGACAACACCAACUUUCUCCUUUUUUUUUAACUUCAAUUUGCUUCCUACUUCACUCACUUUCAAGAUUCUCUUCUUCUUUCAUUUUACUUCUUAUGUUAUAUACUAAGAAACAGACAAAUAUAGUCUUUUGUUAACUGAAUUUACUGAUACUAUAAACCAGCUGACUUCAAAUCUUGAAUCUUUUUUCUUUUUUUGUUGUUAAACAAGACACCCUUUAUAUAUUUUUUGUUUUUUAUUCAAUUUUGGGAUCUGGGAAGUUUUAGUUUGGAUCAAAUGGAAGGAGCUGAUCAAGUGUUCAAUUCAAUGGAGCCAGAGUUCUCUGUUUCAUCACCGGUUACUCGACAAAAAGCAGCUGCUGCUAAGAAGAUCAUUGAGAAUCAUUACAAGAAUCAUCUUCAAGGCUUGCAAGAUCGCAAAGAAAGGCGAAGAACGUUGCAGAGGAAGGCACAAGAAGCACAGAUACCAGAUGAUGAGCAAGAGAAGAUGCUGAGGAAUUUGGAGAAGAGGGAGACUGAGUUUAUGAGAUUGCAGAGGCAUAAAGUUGGAAUUGAUGACUUUGAACUGUUAACAGUCAUUGGUAAAGGCGCAUUCGGAGAGGUCAGACUUUGUCGAUUUAAAAGUACUGGUGAUGUUUUUGCUAUGAAAAAGUUGAAGAAAUCAGAGAUGCUUAGCCGAGGACAGGUUGAGCAUGUUAGAUCCGAGAGGAAUCUGCUCGUGGAGGUAGAUAGUCGAUGCAUAGUGAAACUCUUCUAUUCUUUCCAAGAUUCAGAUUUCUUAUACCUUAUCAUGGAAUAUUUACCUGGUGGUGACAUUAUGACCUUAUUGAUGAGAGAAGACAUUCUUUCUGAAGAUGUCGCGCAGUUCUAUAUGGCAGAAAGUAUUUUAGCAAUUCAUUCUAUUCAUCAGCACAAUUAUGUGCACAGGGACAUUAAACCUGAUAACCUUAUAUUGGACAAAAAUGGACACUUGAAGCUUUCUGAUUUUGGUUUAUGUAAACCACUGGAAAGUAAAUAUUCAUCGCUGUUGGAAGCUGAAGAUUUGACAAGUCAGGAGUCCUUAAGUGAGACUGCUGAUAGUGAUAGAGCUCCAUGGUUAAUGCCAAAAGAACAAUUACAACAAUGGAAACGAAAUCGUCGUGCCCUGGCGUAUUCUACUGUAGGUACUCUUGAUUACAUGGCACCAGAAGUUUUGUUGAAAAAAGGAUAUGGAAUGGAAUGUGAUUGGUGGUCAUUGGGAGCAAUCUUGUAUGAGAUGCUCGUAGGUUAUCCUCCCUUCUGCUCAGAAGAUCCAAGACUCACAUGUCGAAAGAUUAUCAAUUGGAGAGCAUGCUUGAAAUUCCCGGAAGAACCAAAAGUAUCAGAUGAGGCUAAGGAUCUGAUAUGUCGUUUGUUGUGUGAUGUUGAAUCAAGGUUGGGGACUAGAGGAGUGGAAGAAAUAAAGGCUCAUCCUUGGUUCGAAGGAACUAAGUGGGAUGCACUUUACGAAAUGGAAGCUGCCUACAAACCCAUUGUUACAGGAGAAUUAGACACUCAGAAUUUUGAGAAGUUCCCUGAAGUAGAAGGUACACAAUCAACAACACCAAGAGUAGGACCCUGGCGAAAGAUGUUAACAUCAAAAGAUGCCAAUUUUAUUGGAUAUACUUACAAGAAAUCAGACAUCCUUAAAUCAGCUGGAACUUCAGGGAUAGACGCGAGUUCAAAUGGAUCAAAGCCUCCUCCAUCAUUAGUAUCAUUAUUUGGUCGUGUAGACUUGCAAGACACAACAAAGUAGGACAACCAAAAGAAGAACAGCUGAAUUUGGAGUCCCCUUUGACUGUCCUUUCUACUGAGGACAAGAAGCACAAAUUGCUUGUGUAUAUAAGGGGAAUAAACAGUCAACAUUUCUCAUAUUUUUUUGAGUUUCACUUUUAUCCUCUCUGGCCUUAACCAUGUAAUGGUAAAUGUACAGGAAAA